Aspergillus lentulus is the source of this 2355-nucleotide messenger RNA. Lineage: Eukaryota; Fungi; Ascomycota; Eurotiomycetes; Eurotiales; Aspergillaceae. The record is from RefSeq and is a predicted model, not a curated record.
AUGAAUCAGAUGAAUGUGACGGGGAUGAACCCUGGGGCUGGGGGCCCGGUUGGUGGUGUUCCCAUGAUGAAUAACGGUUCCACGGCUCCUCGUAACGAUGGAAAUGUGAACAACAUACCUGAGACGAUGAUCAACAACCUCAACACCUACAUCUACGACUAUUUUCUGAAACGUGGCUAUCAUGAAUGUGCCAGGGCUCUCGUGAAAGACGAGUCGAUCAAAUUGAACACUGAACCCCCCACAAAAACAAGUCCGGGUCACCGUCGUGAAGACAUGAAUGGCGUCGAAGGCGAUGCAAUGAUGACCGAUAGCAAGGACGGUGACAAGAUUAAGAUUCCUGAUGACCUUCCUCGACCUAAUCUCGCGAGCGAAAGCCAACAAUCCUCUUUUCUCUUGGAUUGGUUCAGUCUGUUCUGGGAUUUCUUCUGGGCUCAGCGCAAGAAAGGCAACAGCAACGAUGUGAGACAGUAUCUUCAACACACUCAGAAUAUGAUGCGGCUAAGAGAGCAGCAACACAACCAAUUGUUACGGCAACAACCGGUGAUGCCCGGACAGAUGGGUCCGCUCAAUAUGCGCCGCAACGGCAUGGUCCCUGCAAACCUUCAGAAGACCGUAUUGCAGAAUAACACCGGUGGCCUUUCGCAGCAGCAAAUCGCACAGCUUCAGAAAAACCAGCAGAUGCACAUGAUGCAGCAGAUGCAAAGAGAGCAUUCUGACAUGGACAUGAACGGACACCGCCCGCAAUCUCCCUCGUCUGCGGAAAAUGCGCCUUCACCCUCGAAGCGGCCACGCCUCGAGAACGGUCCUAUGAACGGACAACAGUUGGCGCCCAAUGGACGGGGUCAAGGACAAGGCAUGCCGGGUCAGCCGAACUCGCAAGCGCUGUUGAUGCAAAACGGGCUCAACCCACGGGCGAUGAAUCCGGCCCAGUUUGCGGGUUUCCAGCAACCAGGGCCUGCUGCUCAGCAAAAAUCCAUCCAGGUAUAUGCUCAGAACUUAGCCCUUCAUCACUCACGCUCAGCACUGAAUAACCAGGGCAUUCCGAAUGGCUUAAUGAACCCCGGUGUCAUGCCGAACCAGACGGAUCUGGUGCCUAUGCCAGACGGCCAGGGUAUGUAUCCGAUGAACGGCGACUACUACGGCGCGAAUGGUCAGAUGGCCCAGGUACGGGCUGGGAUGCAGACACCUGGCGGUCAGCACGGUAACCAUGCUCUCCAGGACUAUCAAAUGCAGUUGAUGCUGCUUGAACAGCAGAAUAAGCGGCGUCUGAUGAUGGCUCGUCAAGAGCAGGACAGCAUGUCUCGUGCUGAUGGCCAGCCUCCAAUGCCUGGGCAGCAAGGCUUGCCUCCAGGCACUUCUCCCCAAGGCAGUAGGGCGGGCACUUCACCGAACCCCAACGAUCAGAUGAAACGAGGUACGCCGAAGAUGCCUCAGACUGGUCUCCCAGGCUCCCCAAGCGCCGCAGACGCCAUGGGUCAGAACCGUGGAUCGCCAGCUGCGAUGAAUUUCAACGGCGGCCAGAUGCCUCCUGACAUGGCUGGCGGCCAGUUCUUCAUGAAAGGCAUGCCGGAUGCCAUGGGCGGUCCGAACGGUAUGCGUCCGCCGAGCUCUAAUCCGGCUUUCAGCGCACCUCAAAUGGGCCAACCCAUUCCGGCUGGAGCAGUCAACCGGGUUCCGAGUGGCAAUUGGCAGCAGCAACAGGGCCAGCCCAUGGCACCACAACAAUCUCCGGCCCAGCAACCUCAAUCUACUGGGACCCCUCAGACUCAGAACUCAAUGCCUCCUCCGCAGGCUCCGCCAGCUGGUGCCAACACUGGUCGGACAUCUCCGCAAACCCAGAAUGCUGCUCCUCCGACACCUCAGCAGACGAGUAAACCGGCACCGAAGAAGAAAGAGCCCAAGGACACUGCGCGGAAGCGAACCACGAAGAAGCAACCCGCUGCCGCUGCCGCCGCCGCGAACACGGCUGCUACACCCUCCUCCGAAGCCGAACAUCCUCCAACCACACCUACUCCGUCGACGCCGAUCACUCCCCAGCAUCCUAGCUCCUUUAACAAGGCUGGGCCGAAUCCGACGACGAGUGCUCCUCAGCAGCCAACGUCGGCGCCAGCACCUCAGCCUAUUGUGCAACAACCACCCCCGGAUCAGACCCAGCAGUCUUUCAAUGACCUCAGCAUCCCUGAUGCGUCUGCGUUCAAUCUUGAUUUCAGCGCUCUAGAGAAUCCCGAUAUCCUUGAGAACUUCGACUUCGACACCUUCCUCAACACCGAUGCGGAUACUGCUGGAUUCGGAUUUGACCCCAACAUCUCCUAUCCAACCGAUGGUGUUGAGACCGGCGCCGGAGAUGGCUUAUAA